CUUUAACGGAAAGACAAAUUAGAACAUAACAAAGAUGCUCUCCCUUAGACAAUCACUUGUUCGUGCUACACGUUCCAUGCCAACCAGAUUGGCUGCUAGACAAGUGGCCAUCCGCUUGCAAUCCACUGCCGCCGCUGCUGCUGCUCCUACAACAGAAUCCGCACCAGUGGACCCAAAGAUUUCAUCCAUUGUUGAGAGCAUCUCUAAAUUGACACUUCUCGAAACUGCAUCUCUCAUCUCAGAGCUUAAGACACAAUUGAACAUUCCAGACAUUGCCCUUCCAGCUGCUGGUGCUGCACCAGCUGCCGCUGCCCCAGCUGCUGAGGAAGAGGCCCCAGCUAAAGAGGCCCAAGAGGAAAAGACUAUCUUCUCCAUCAAGUUGGAAUCCUUUGACGCCAAGUCCAAGCCAAAGAUCAUCAAGGAGGUCAAGGGUUUGUUGGACUUGUCCCUUGUUGAGUCCAAGAAGUUUGUUGAGGCUGCUCCAAAGGUGUUGAAGGAGAACGUUGCAAAGGAAGAUGCUGAAAAGAUAAAGGCAACCUUGGAAGCUCUUGGUGCCAAGGUGUCCUUGGAGUAAACAUCUUUCACCUUCGAUACAAAUCUUCUUACCAUAGUGUGUGUAUAUACUCCACCUUCUGUACAUAAUUGAAAGAAAAUAAAACAUGAAGAAGACUGACUUAGAGAAUUAAGUAAUUUAAGGGAAAUCCCAUCAAAAACUGAAAUUAAGAAGAAAUAACACACAG
This is a messenger RNA of Williopsis jadinii, 740 nucleotides long. It is a transcript of the gene MNP1, whose product is annotated as mitochondrial 54S ribosomal protein bL12m. Gene Ontology annotation, cellular component: ribosome. The coding region runs from base 35 to 574 and encodes 179 amino acids. NCBI's taxonomy places the organism in Eukaryota, Fungi, Ascomycota, Saccharomycetes, Phaffomycetales, Wickerhamomycetaceae. Gene Ontology annotation, biological process: translation. Gene Ontology annotation, molecular function: structural constituent of ribosome. The record is from RefSeq and is a predicted model, not a curated record. The transcript has a single exon.